GCCCAGCCUGUUUCCCUCCCUCCUGCUCCGUUCCCACUUGGCUUCUACCUUCCCUGACCGCGACCGGCGCACUCAGCCCGGCGGCGCGACAGCCACCAACCACUCCAGGGAGCGUGAGAGACCGCGAGCAAUCGGCCCACCCCAGCCAGCCAGGGCGGGACCCCCGAAGCUCCGAAGGGACCCCUAACUCUCAGCCACGUUCCGAUCUCCGCCCGCCCAGCGACGGCCACUGCCAGGACGUCCCCCCUCAAGGCUGGCCUCCCCGCGCGCGCGCGCUGCGGCGGGGACGUGGGGGCCGCACCUGAGCGCGGGUGCCUGGCGCGUCCGCAUGGGCCAUCGCUGAGAGGCCCUCGACGGAAAGUCCCAGCAGCAGAGUCGGUGUGCACCCGCCCAGGGGAGGGUCAGACCUGGGGGGGCCAGGGCCCCCCAAACUCGGAUCGCAUUCAGCCAAAGUGAGGCGGCGCCAUGGAGCUCCGAGCGCUGCUGUGCUGGGCUUCCCUCGCCACCGCUUUAGAAGAGACCCUGCUGAACACAAAACUGGAAACGGCCGAUCUGAAAUGGGUGACUUACCCUCAGGCGGAGGGCCAGUGGGAGGAGCUAAGCGGCCUGGAUGAGGAACAGCACAGCGUCCGCACCUACGAGGUGUGCGACAUGAAGCGUCCAGGGGGCCAGGCGCACUGGCUGCGCACUGGCUGGGUCCCGAGGCGAGGUGCUGUCCACGUGUAUGCCACGAUACGCUUCACCAUGAUGGAAUGCCUGUCCCUGCCGAGGGCCAGUCGCUCCUGCAAGGAGACAUUCACCGUCUUCUAUUAUGAGAGCGAAGCUGAUACGGCCACGGCCCACACGCCCGCCUGGAUGGAGAACCCCUACAUCAAGGUGGACACGGUGGCCGCAGAACAUCUGACUCGGAAGCGCCCUGGAGCUGAAGCAACAGGCAAAGUUAACAUCAAGACGCUGCGCCUGGGUCCGCUCAGCAAAGCCGGCUUCUACCUGGCUUUCCAGGACCAAGGAGCCUGCAUGGCUCUGCUCUCCUUGCAUCUCUUUUACAAGAAGUGCUCCUGGCUGAUCACGAACUUGACCUACUUCCCCGAGACGGUGCCUCGGGAGCUCGUGGUGCCCGUGGCAGGUAGCUGCGUGGCCAACGCGGUCCCUACGGCCAACCCCAGCCCCAGCCUCUACUGCCGGGAAGAUGGUCAGUGGGCCGAGCAGCAGGUCACCGGCUGCAGCUGCGCGCCAGGGUACGAGGCUGCGGAAGGCAACAAAGUAUGCAGAGCCUGUGGCCAGGGAACCUUCAAGCCCCAAAUAGGAGAAGAAUCCUGCCUGCCGUGCCCAGCCAACAGCCACUCGAAUACCAUUGGGUCUCCUGUCUGCCUGUGUCGGAUUGGGUAUUACCGGGCCCGCUCAGACCCCCGGAGUUCACCUUGCACUACCCCACCCUCAGCUCCAAGAAGCGUGGUUCACCAUCUGAAUGGUUCCUCCCUGCGCCUGGAAUGGAGUGCUCCCCUUGAGUCCGGAGGCCGAGAGGACCUCACGUAUGCUGUACGCUGCCGGGAGUGCCGUCCUGGGGGUUCCUGCUUGCCCUGUGGGGGCGACCUGACCUUCGACCCUGGUCCUCGCGACCUGGUUGAGCCCUGGGUGGCAAUCCGAGGGCUGCGUCCUGAUGUCACCUAUACCUUUGAAGUUGCUGCUUUGAAUGGUGUGUCUACCUUAGCCACUGGACCGCCUCCUUUUGAGCCUGUCAAUGUCACCACUGACCGUGAGGUACCUCCUGCAGUGUCUGACAUCCGAGUGACCCGGUCAUCACCCAGCACUUUGAUCCUGUCGUGGGCUAUCCCCAGAGCACCCAGUGGGGCCGUGCUGGACUACGAGGUCAAGUAUCAUGAGAAGGGCGCAGAGGGCCCCAGCAGUGUACGUUUCCUGAAGACAUCAGAAAACCGAGCUGAGCUCCGGGGGCUGAAGCGGGGAGCCAGCUAUCUGGUCCAGGUGCGCGCACGGUCGGAGGCUGGCUACGGUCCCUUUGGCCAGGAGCAUCACAGUCAGACUCAGCUGGAUGAGAGCGAGAGCUGGCGGGAGCAGCUGGCCCUGAUUGCAGGCACUGUGGUUGUGGGCGUGGUCCUGGUCCUGGUGGUCGUCAUCAUUGCAGUUCUCUGCCUCAGGAAGCAGAGCAAUGGGAGGGAAGUUGAGUACUCGGAUAAGCACGGGCAGUACCUCAUCGGGCACGGUACCAAGGUCUACAUUGAUCCUUUUACUUACGAAGACCCUAAUGAGGCAGUGAGGGAAUUUGCCAAAGAGAUUGACGUCUCCUAUGUCAAGAUUGAAGAGGUAAUUGGUGCAGAGGCGAGGAGGGUAAACCAUGGGCGCUCCAUCCCGAACAAGCCUCUCUCUCCUCUCCAGCUGAACGACGGGCAGUUCACGGUCAUCCAGCUGGUGGGCAUGCUGAGGGGCAUCGCUUCGGGCAUGCGGUACCUGGCUGAAAUGAGCUAUGUCCACCGAGACCUGGCUGCCCGGAACAUCCUGGUCAACAGUAACCUGGUCUGCAAGGUGUCCGACUUUGGCCUCUCUAGAUUCCUGGAGGAGAACUCCUCGGAUCCCACCUACACGAGCUCCCUGGGAGGAAAGAUUCCCAUCCGAUGGACUGCCCCCGAAGCCAUUGCCUUCAGGAAAUUCACCUCUGCCAGUGAUGCCUGGAGCUACGGGAUCGUCAUGUGGGAGGUCAUGUCUUUUGGGGAACGGCCAUACUGGGACAUGAGCAACCAGGACGUGAUCAAUGCCAUCGAACAGGACUAUCGGCUGCCUCCUCCUCCAGAGUGCCCCACCUCCCUCCACCAGCUCAUGCUGGACUGUUGGCAGAAGGACCGGAAUGCCCGGCCCCGCUUUCCCCAGGUGGUCAGCGCUCUGGACAAGAUGAUCCGGAAUCCCGCUAGCCUCAAAAUCGUGGCCAGGGAGAAUGGCGGGGCCUCACAUCCACUCUUGGACCAACGGCAGCCACACUGCUCUGCUUUUGGCUCUGUGGGCGAGUGGCUUCGAGCCAUCAAGAUGGGAAGAUACGAGGAAAGUUUUGCAGCGGCUGGAUUCGGCUCCUUUGAGGUGGUCAGUCAGAUUUCUGCCGAGGACCUUCUCCGAAUUGGAGUCACUCUGGCAGGACACCAGAAGAAAAUCUUGGCCAGUGUGCAGCAUAUGAAGUCCCAAGCUAAGCCAGGAACCCCUGGGGGGACAGGGGGACCAGCCCAGCAAUUCUGACCUCCAAGGACUCACCACAAGCUAAGCCAGGAGCCCUUGGUGGAUCAGGGGGACCAACCAGCCCAGCAAUUCUGACCUCCAAGGACUCACCACAAGCUAAGCCAGGAGCCCCUGGUGGAUCAGGGGGACCAACCAGCCCAGCAAUUCUGACCUCCAAGGACUCACCACCAUGGACGGGCAGAGUUUUCUUUCCCUGGGGGCAGAGUUGGGUGGGGACUCACAAGAUGAGCCCCUCCCCCUCAUCACAGCUUCCCAUUGGAUUGCACUUUGAACAGAGAGAGACGGAGACCCAGGAUUUGGGGGAACUGUGCCAUAUGGGAUCCUACAUUGUGCCCUCCAGGCGGGGAACCCCAAACUCAGAGUGAGUCUUUCCCCAAAGAAACAUCCCUUCGUCUCUAAUCUCCCAUCUUCCCAGGGGGUGCUCUUCCCCCAGAGCCUUCCACCUCAACGGGCAUGUCCCUGCAGACCAAAGAGAAAGGGUGACCAGCCUGCCAACUUGGGAGUGGAAAAUGCCGUCCCAGGACGCAGGAAGGGGCUGUCAGGACCCGGUGAUGUAAUCAUUGGAUUUUGAUGUCCUAACUUGCUGUCACCACCAAAGGCAAUCAUUUUUCCCUUGUAAAUGCCCCUCCCCUCAUCUGCCUUCAUAUUGAAGGUUCUGAAGUUUUACUAUUUUUUAUUUCGUUAAUUUUUUCUUCCUCCCACCCCCCCCCCUUCUUGUCCAGAUUUUGUGCGUUGAAGGGUACCUGGUUCCACUAUCUCCUGUUGGGAACAAGGACCCAUUGAUAUGUUCUAGAACAGUGCCUUGGAAAUGCCACAGCCUUAGACAGUUCCUCCUUCCCUCCCCCCAAGUGCCCCCAAGCUGUGUUGUGAGGAGGGAAGGGGGGUGAUGUUGUAAAAGGGACAGGAGGGUGGUGGUGGUCAACAGAGGCAGACAACGGUGCUUGGAAGGGGGUUCUUAAAUUAUAUUUAAAAAGAAACUUUUUUUUUUUUUUU
This is a messenger RNA of Mus pahari (shrew mouse), 4233 nucleotides long. RefSeq names its product EPH receptor B4 (gene Ephb4). Gene Ontology annotation, biological process: protein phosphorylation; cell surface receptor protein tyrosine kinase signaling pathway; central nervous system projection neuron axonogenesis. The record is from RefSeq and is a predicted model, not a curated record. Gene Ontology annotation, cellular component: neuron projection; plasma membrane. Gene Ontology annotation, molecular function: ATP binding; transmembrane-ephrin receptor activity; protein binding. Lineage: Eukaryota; Metazoa; Chordata; Mammalia; Rodentia; Muridae. The transcript has 16 exons. The coding region runs from base 466 to 3240 and encodes 924 amino acids.